AUGGCCACCCCCAGUGUUCUUACCUUAGAUACUGAGGGUCACGGCCUCUCCAUGUUCGACCUCACCUCUGGUGCCUCCCCUGCCCCGCCUGCUACUUCUGACAGCAUUGUUCGCUCACAGUGGGCGACACGCGAUGCUGCUGCCCGUCUUGCUGUGCGUCGCCACUUACCGACCACUGAGCGUGCGCACUUUAGCCAGUACAAGAGUGCUCAGACCUUGUACGACGCUUUAGUUGCACACUACUCUUCCCCUGCCACUGCUGCACUGAGCCGCCUCAUGCUACCGUACCUCUUCCCUGACCUUGCUGCCUUUCCCACAGUCGCUGACCUCAUUACGCACCUCCGCACUAGUGACACUCGCUACCGCGCUGCGCUUCCUGCUGAGUUCUGCGCCAAGAACCCCCCCCCCCCCCCCCCCCCCAUGUACAUCACCCUCUACUACAUAGUCACCCGGCUCCCUGACUCUCUUCGCUUAGUCAGGGACCACUUCCUCUCAGUUUGCCCCACCACACUCACCGUUGACCUCCUCGAGGAGCGCCUCUUAUCAGCAGAGAAGAGCAUAGUCGCUGUAGGAGCCUCUCGUGGUGACCCUUGCACCCCCGUCUUUGAGGGGUGUUCCCCCUCCCCCCUCUUGCCCUCUAUUGCUUCUGCUGCUGCUGCCGACCUUGUUGGUUUCUACGGGGUCGGCGCUGCGUCUGCCUCUAGCGGGAGACGCCGCAUCGGCAAGGGCAAGGGGGGCAAGGGAGCUGGAGGGGCUAGCGAGGGCGGUGGAGGUGGUGGUGGAGGCAGUGGAGGGGGUGGGGGUGGUGGUGGGAGUGGUGGCGGGGGUGGCGGCGGCGGUGGCAGCAGUGGAGGCGGAGGAGGCGGCGGUGGUGGCGGAGGGAGCGGAGGCGGCGGAGGUGGCGGAGGCGGCGGCGGCGGCGGCGGUGGAGCUGGUCGCGACUCUGCGCAGAGCAGUGGGUCCAGUGGUGGUCCACGCCAGUAG
Messenger RNA from Closterium sp. NIES-65, 984 nucleotides. NCBI's taxonomy places the organism in Eukaryota, Viridiplantae, Streptophyta, Zygnematophyceae, Desmidiales, Closteriaceae. The record is from the annotation of a GenBank genome assembly.